Messenger RNA from Dendrobium catenatum, 1846 nucleotides. RefSeq names its product pre-mRNA-splicing factor syf2. Gene Ontology annotation, cellular component: catalytic step 2 spliceosome; post-mRNA release spliceosomal complex; Prp19 complex. Lineage: Eukaryota; Viridiplantae; Streptophyta; Magnoliopsida; Asparagales; Orchidaceae. The record is from RefSeq and is a predicted model, not a curated record. Bases 391 to 1458 code for a protein of 355 amino acids. The transcript has 7 exons.
CCUCGCCGUUCGCGCGAGGUAGAGCUUCCUCUUCGGCUUCGCUGGUUCGGCUUCCCUGGUUCGCGUGGGGUGGAGCUUCGAACGGGUCGCUUGCCAUCGCCUAUCUAGAGAUUGCUUUUCCUCUUCUGCAGUUAUUCGUUGCUGUUCUUCUUCGCGUGAAGUAGAGUUCUGAAAGAUUCGAAGCUUCUCCGCCUCCUCCGACGGCGUUGUUCCUGUCGGAUCGAAAGUCGCGCCGGGAACUCGCCGCGAAGGAUUUAGCUCAAAUCUUGCCUAAAUCUGUCCUAAAGUCUACAUCGAAACUGGCCCAUAGUUUAUCCGUGUGUGCUAAGCACGAACAGUUUUUGAUCUGAUCUGAUUUCUCUGAUCAUAUCUGACACUGAAACUGUGAAGAUGGAAAAUAAAGCACGAGUUCAUCCUGAAUGCAUCAACGCCUCCAAUCCUUACCAUGAAUGCGUCGAUUACUGCUACAAAAAAAUUGCCGAAGCGAAAGCCCUUGAGGCUGAGAAAUUAGAUGAAGAUCAGGAUGUUGUGAAGGAUCCGGAAGAGCGGCAGGUUCAUCCGGAUUGUAUCAAUGCAUCGAAUCCGUAUCACGAGUGCAGCGAGUUCUGUUUCAGGAGAAUUGCUGAGGUGAAGGACAGGACUGCCGGGGAUGAGGAAGGGAUGCAACAUAAGGAUAGUGCAGGAUCCACAAAAGAUGCCUCUGUUCAAAGUGAUGUGGCCCCAUAUCAAACAUCUAACGUUGACAGCCAAAAUGUUGAGAAUGAUGACAAUCAUGUUCAAAAUGUUACUGAUGCAGCUUAUCCAAAUCUCAGCGAAAGGCAGAAGAAAUUAUUUGAACUGAGGCUUAAAAUGAAUGAGGCCAGGAAGGCCAACCAAAUAGCCACGGUUGCUGAAAAAAAGAAAUCGGAAGGUGAAUUUGAGUCAAGGGGCGUGUCCAAAGAAAAAUGGCUAGAGGAUAGAAAAAAGAAGAUUGGAAAGUUACUUGAUUCUAAUGGAUUGGAUUUGAGCAAGGCUUAUAUGCUUGAUACACAGGAGUCUGCUGAAACCAAGUACAAAAAGUGGGAAAAGGAUCCUGCUCCAUCUGGUUGGGAUGUUUUCAAUCAGAAAACAUUGUACAAUGCCUACAAGAAGCGCACAAAGAAUAUAGAGAUUGACAUGGAUGCUUAUAAUAAAGCGAAGGAAGCCGACCCAGAAUUCUAUCGUGAUGCUGCCAGUCUGCAAUAUGGGAAGCCUUCAAAGAUUUCUGAGGUGAACAUUGACAAAAUGGUGAAGGAACUUAAGGAUAGAGAGGCAAAGCGGAACUCAUUCAGCAGGAGGCGUAAAUUCCACGAGGAGAAGGACAUUGACUCCAUCAACGACCGUAAUGAGCACUUCAAUAAGAAGAUUGAGAGGGCUUUCGGCAAGUACACCCUUGAGAUCAAGAACAAUUUGGAAAGAGGAACUGCCUUACCAGAUUAGUUCCCCUUCCUAUUAAUUGUCGCCAAGAAAUUCUCUCAAUGAAUGCCACUCACAUGAAGGCUGGUGCAACUUCAGCUUCUCUGGCAUUCUAUCUUUUCAACAAAUGGUAAACUUUAUGAUAUCUAUAUUAGAAAUCCUCUUUAUCUACUGCAUGUAAACAAUGAAUGCUAGCCUGAGGUCGAGGUAGUCGAUUCAACUAAAUAACCUCCACCCUGUGCUGCCAUUCUUUAAUAAGUUGUUAGUGGGUUCUGACUAGUUGAUGUAGAAUAAUAUACAUACAGCGCUGCUUGUUUUGCUAAGUAAGAUAGAUGUCAUGUUAAUGGAAUGUAGAAACAGAUUGUUACUAAUGGCAUUGUCUUCACAACAAAAUCUAUGUUUUGUUCGUUUA